Messenger RNA from Haliotis rubra (blacklip abalone), 1896 nucleotides. RefSeq names its product sodium- and chloride-dependent glycine transporter 2-like. The record is from RefSeq and is a predicted model, not a curated record. NCBI's taxonomy places the organism in Eukaryota, Metazoa, Mollusca, Gastropoda, Lepetellida, Haliotidae. The transcript is spliced from 14 exons. Gene Ontology annotation, cellular component: membrane. The coding region runs from base 82 to 1878 and encodes 598 amino acids. Gene Ontology annotation, biological process: sodium ion transmembrane transport.
ACAGCAGCGGAAGAAUUUUGGCCCUUCAAGGCGCUUGGGAUAUCGAAGGGUAUCGACGAAAUUGGAUCGAUCAAGUGGGAGAUGGCGUUGUGUCUUCUGGCUUCCUGGUUCCUUAUCUUCAUAUGCGUGGUGAAAGGUGUACGAUCUGUUGGAAAGGCCGUCUAUGUAACAGCAACUCUACCGUAUGUCAUCCUUACUGUUCUGCUCAUUCGUGGACUGACUCUACCGGGAGGAACCGAUGGAGCUGUAUUUUAUAUCACCCCAAAUUUCAGUAAACUUCUGGAAAUACAGGUGUGGUUAGAGGCGUGUCUCCAGGUGUUCUACUCCCUGGGUCCGGCCUGGGGUUGUAUCAUUACCAUGUCGAGCUACACCAAGUUCAACACAAACUGUCUCAGAAAUGCGAUUGUGUGUACCUUUCUGUGUGAAGGAACAAGCAUGUAUGCUGGUCUUGUUGUCUUCACGAUACUUGGAUACAUGUCCCACGAGGCCAGUGUGCCGAUAACGGAAGUUGUGUCAUCAGGACCUGGAUUGGGCUUUGUUAUUUACCCAGAAGCACUGGCUCAUCUUCCGGUUCCACAGUUGUGGAGUUUUAUCUUCUUUGUCAUGAUCAUCCUUCUGGCAAUGGAUUCUCUGUUCUCGCAGGUUGAAACCUUCAUGACGGCAAUCUUGGAUGAAUACCACAACCUAGUGAAAUGGAGAAUACCAAUCGCUGCUGUCUACUGCCUGGUGUCAUUUCUCCUUGGACUUGUAAUGACCACUGAGGGUGGAAUAUAUGUGUUCCAGCUUGUAGACUGGUACAUUGUGGCGCUUUUCAUAACAUUUGCUGCGUUGCUGGAAUGUGUCAUGGUGUCGUGGUUGUAUGGUAUUGACCGUUUCAGUGACGACAUACAACUGAUGAUUGGCAGACCAGCACCCCUAUUCUUCAAGAUCACAUGGUGUUACAUUACACCAGCUAUGCUCCUGAUGACUGUUGUUUUCACCUUCGCCCAGUAUAAAUCACCAACAUAUGGAGAAUAUGUGUAUCCUUAUUACUCGACUGUAAUAGGAUGGAUAAUCGCUUCCAUUCCCUUGAUGCCUGUGAUAAUAAUGAUGUUUCUCGCUCUUUACCGUAGGAAAGGAGGUGUUUUUCAGAGGAUCAAGAUGUCCCUAAAACCUGAUGACACAUGGGGUCCAUCUGAACCAUCUUACCGUGCAGAGUACAUCAAGAAACACAGAAGAUCUUCCACUCUUAAAAGUGCCUUCAAAUCGUCGAUUUCCUGGAAAGGUUUAAGUGGGAAGUGUUCCCAUAUAAUAGGUCUGACCAAGACAUUGCACGGAUUCAAGCUCCACAACUUCAAAGAAAUUCCAUCUGAUUUGAGUUCCACAUCCAUGCCAAAACAAUGGAACAAGCCAAGGGGAGACAAAAUCUUGCCAGUGCCUAUCAGCCAGGUUGUGGUUGCUAGACCAACUGAGCAACGCAAGCGGAAGCCAAUACAAUGCCACACUGACAUGAAUUACAAGCUACCAAGGGUUGAUAUGGCAAGUCUUCAAACUCCACAGGGCACACCACUCCUGCAUAGAACAGCACAACAUGAUUUGCCUUGGGUGCAAACUCCUAUGGGAGAUGUGCCAAUUGGAUCUUAUCAGAUCAAGAAUGCUACACCAACUUCACACAUAUGUGGGAACACCAGUGUUAUCUUGCCACCACCAGUGAAGCUUCCCCAGGAAUUUGCUCAUUUAAAUGAUGAAGAUACAAUCUGUAAGGAUCCCAAAUCUCUUGAAAUGAAAACACAGAGUCAGUCAAAUGAACUCUGGUUUGAUGAACGCAGGAAACGUCUAACUGCAUCAAGUUUUGGAAAGGUUUUGUCCAGAAAAAAAGACCAAAUCAUGGCUUCUUGAACUCUAUUUUCACUAGAA